AUGGAGUCCAUCAGCGCCGCAUUGCACUCGUACAUUCGAGGCUACGACAGAGAUAGGCUUUCGAGGGAACUUGAGCGAGCGGAGGGGCCCGUAGACAUGGGCGCGGUUCAGUUCAAGGCGUCAGACUAUCUCCAACAACUCGAGUGCUGCAAUCUCUUGUGGGUGAUUAGGGGCUUGAUUACCGAGCUUUCAGAGUCCUUGAGCGAUGAGGUGGUAUUUGACAGUGCCGUGAGCAACUACAAGAAAUUACUGGGCAAGGUCAAAGAGCUGAAGGAGAUGAUCGCUGGCGAAGCGAUAAUAGUGACGGAGAUCAACAAGCAAACACAGGAGUUUGGGGUAAGAAUAAAGCAGGAAAUGGUUUCGCUUCUUUCGAAAUAUCUCGAUUUCCAAGAUGGCUCUCUCCGUUACAACAACAAGCACAAUGACGUGACCUUCCUAGAGUAUCUUAGCUGGAGCUACGAAUUUUGUGCCCUAGUGGAGGACGAGUUCUUGCACCAUUUUGGCUUCAAUAGGCUUUUUGGCCGUGAGCUGUCUGCGAAUCUGGGACGGGCCAACAAGCUUUCGUACGAUGGAGAGCAGAUCGUUCUUGAAUUCGGCAGCCAGACGACGUUUUCUGGUUUUCUCCAGAGCAUCGAGAACACUAUCAAUUUCUUCAACCUGUUUAUGGACCACAACAGAAACGGCGAAAAGUAUCACCUUGGGGCCGUCAAAGUGAAUGUGUCACGGCUUCUCAUGGCAGCACUUAAGGAGCGCAUUUUUGACUCCGCGAACAUAUAUUCGUUGAUCUUGAGCAAAUACGGGGCUGGCGACAGCAAGACCAUUGGCCAGUUGCAGGUGAUAUCCGAGCUUUUGGCUCAAGACGGGUGGUCGCGAGACGGCACAUGUGACCUGGAGUUCUGGAUUGACGACCUGGUCAGUUACUGGGUGGAAACGCUGGUGGACAAGAAGAUUGACGAAAUAAAGGAAAUGGCCAUCAGUGGAGAGUUCGAAAAGCUUGAAAAAGAAGAGCUGUGCGAAAAAGAAGCCGCACCGGCAGACGAAGAUGACUGGAACGACGAAUGGGACAAGGAUUGGGACGACAAUCCAGACACACCGGAGAGCCCAACUAAGGUUGCAGAGGAUGACGGCUGGGACGCAUGGAAUGAAGACUGGAAGGAUGAUAAGAACGAUCUGGGCGUCAAGUCAUUAUCGACAAACAGCAAGUCGUCGAAUGUUUCCGCCACAGUAAAAUACUCCAGUGUUUGCAGUUGGAUGAAAAAUCUGGUGGCAGAUUACUACAACAACUACGAGCAGCUAAAGUCCAAGGCUCAGUCUGUGGAAAAUGCAGAACACCUGUUCAAAAUCAAUAUCAAAAAGCUUGUGGUGUGCUAUUUCAUGGUGGUAAGCGAGUCGUAUAGUGGUUGGGUUUCGUUCUACACUGACUACUCCAAAAUCGUCGACGAUCUGGCUGUCAAGUACUCUGUGAACCUGGAGUCCUGCCACGCCCUAAAACAGAGGUUCCGCAUACGACAUGUCCAGCAAUAUUUAGAGACCAUAUUCAAAACCAUCCGGCCGCACGAGGACGUUUUGUUCCACGACAACGGCUACGAGAACAGUGUGCGUGCGCGCCACUCCAAGGCACUGCUCCGAGAGCUAGACGAGGUGUUUGGUGAAAUCAAUAAAGCAUACGUGAACGGAACAGGCGUGAACAACGUUCUGGUGCACGAGGUGGCUAGCUCGAUGGUGACCCAGGUCAGCGGAUAUCUAAGCCAGAUGCUUGUUUCGCGCUCCAGCAUCGAUUCCGAGGAGUCCCAAAUCCUGUCCGACACCCUGGCUGGCUUUCUGCGUCUCUUGGUGCCGUCCGAGCUGCCCGAGCUUCGGAAAAUACAGAGCUACCAAAAACUGGAGCAGGUGAAGCUGGUGUUGGACUCUGGUCUGCGCGAGAUCCUGGACAGCUUCUACGACGCGAAAUUCUUUGAGCUGGCCACAAGCGAGUUGAUCGGACUGGUCAGGAGCCUGUUUGUGGACUCCUCGCUGCGCCAGAGCGUAAUUGACGAGAUUUUAGAAAUGAGAAGUAAUUGA
Molecule: messenger RNA, 2061 nt
Organism: Ogataea angusta
Lineage: Eukaryota; Fungi; Ascomycota; Pichiomycetes; Pichiales; Pichiaceae
Exons: 1
Coding region: 1-2061 (686 amino acids)
Source: RefSeq, a predicted model, not a curated record